Molecule: messenger RNA, 1398 nt
Organism: Nerophis lumbriciformis (worm pipefish)
Lineage: Eukaryota; Metazoa; Chordata; Actinopteri; Syngnathiformes; Syngnathidae
Source: RefSeq, a predicted model, not a curated record
AUGACGCAGUUUUUACCCCCGAACCUUUUGGCCCUCUUUGCCCCGCGGGACCCAAUCCCUUUUCUUCCUCAACUUGAGAAGUUGCCACACGAGAAACACCACAACCAACCGUACUGUGGCAUCGCCCCGUUCAUCAGGCACUUCGAGGAUCCUAGAGAUGCCCCUCCACCAACAAGGGCAGAGACUCGUGAAGAGAGGUUGGAGAGAAAGAGGCGAGAAAAAAUUGAAAGAAGACAAACCGUGGUGGAGACGGAACUGAAACUUUGGGACCCCCAUAAUGACCCGAAUGCACAAGGGGAUGCCUUCAAGACAUUGUUUGUUGCUAGAGUGAACUACGAUACCACAGAGUCCAAGCUACGCCGUGAGUUUGAAGUUUAUGGCCCUAUUAAGAGGAUCUACAUCGUCUACAACAAGAGGACGGGGAAGCCUCGUGGAUAUGCCUUCAUUGAGUAUGAGCACGAGCGCGACAUGCAUUCUGCCUACAAGCACGCAGAUGGCAAGAAGAUUGACGGCAGGAGAGUGUUGGUGGACGUUGAACGAGGACGCACUGUCAAAGGAUGGCACCCUCGUAGACUAGGUGGAGGAUUAGGAGGGACCAGAAGAGGUGGUGCAGAUGUCAACAUCAAACACUCAGGCAGAGAUGAUGCAUCUCGCUAUGAUGAUCGCCCCCUGGGAGGUGACCGUGAUCGGGGAGACCGUAGAGAACGUAGUCGUGACAAGGAGAGGGAGCGUCGGCGGUCUCGCUCCCGCGAACGGCGCCGCCACACCCGGUCCCGCGAGCGCGAAAGGGAGAGAGACAGACAGACGGCGCCGGGCGAGGACGGCUCCGCUAGCAGUCGGCGCCGAGACAGAGAGCGCGAUCGCGGCGGUCAGGCCGGAGGGGAUGGAAAGAGUAGAGAAAGGAGCAGGGAUCGCGAUAGGAAAAGGAGGAGUAGGAGUCGGGAUCGCAAGCGUGACCGUGAGAGGGCCAAGGGGCCCGAGGGUGAGGAUGUCAACCAGGGAGAAGGUGGCCCCGAGGGCGGCGAGCGUUUACCGGAAGAAGGUGAGGGAGAAGGAGGAGAGGGGACAGAGGAGCGCAGAGACAGAGAUCGAGAAAAAGAUAGGGACCGCAGGCGCAGCCACAGGGACAGAGACCGGCGCAGUAGGGGAGACCGAGACAGGGAUCACAAGAGGGAGCGAGGAGAUCGAGAUAAAGGUGAGCGUAGGGAGGAGCGCCACGGCGCCUCGCGCGAAGACAUUGCUCCUCAAGAUGAAAUGGCCAAUGAAGAAGGAGCAGAACCGCCCAACAUGGAGGAGUACAGUCAAGACGGAAUGAUGGACCAGCAGCCUGUACCCGAAGAGUAUGCUUCAGGUGAGAAUGGUUACAAGAUGGAGGCAACAACUGGAGAAGAGUACUAA